AUGGCCGGCCCAGACGAAUGGCUAAUAACAAUAAAAAAAUGUCAAUUUUUAUCUGAAACGGAUAUGAAAAAACUUUGUGAAAUGGUUAAAGAUCUAUUAAUGGAGGAGUCCAAUAUACAACCUGUGCACACUCCUGUUACAGUUUGCGGUGACAUUCAUGGUCAAUUUUAUGAUCUGCUAGAAUUAUUCCAUGUUGGCGGGGAGAUUCCUGACACCCAUUAUAUAUUCAUGGUGAGCAAUUUUAUUAAUAAUAGAUCCAAAUUUACUAGGUUAUUACAGUUUAGAAACAUUCACUCUAUUGAUGGUUUUGAAAGCAAGGCAAGGGAGAAUGAAUAUUCAACGGAAUAUCCAGACAAAAUCACUCUUUUGAGAGGUAAUCAUGAGAGUAGGCAGAUCACGCAAGUGUAUGGAUUUUAUGAUGAAUGUCAAACAAAAUAUGGAAAUCCAAAUGUUUGGAAAUAUUGUUGUCAAGUAUUUGAUUAUUUGACUUUAGCUGCUAUUGUUGACGGUCGUAUUUUGUGCGUUCAUGGCGGCUUAUCACCCGAAGUUCGAACAUUAGAUCAGAUAAGAACAAUACCUAGAGCCCAGGAGAUUCCACAUGAAGGUGCCUUUUGUGAUCUAAUGUGGUCUGAUCCUGAAGACAUUGAUACGUGGGCUGUUAGUCCACGAGGGGCUGGCUGGUUGUUUGGUGCAAAAGUGACAAAUGAGUUUAAUCAGGUUAACGAUUUACAUCUAAUAGCUCGAGCGCAUCAACUGGUACAGGAGGGUUAUAAAUAUAUGUUUCCCGAUGAUAAUCUGGUUACUGUAUGGUCUGCACCAAACUAUUGUUAUCGCUGUGGUAAUGUAGCAUCUAUAAUGGCGAUUAAUGAAAACUUGCAAAUCGAUGAAAGCAGUUUUAAAAUUUUUAACGCUGUUCCUGAUCAAGAAAGGUCAAUCCCACAGAGAGCUGGUGUGGGUCAAUAUUUUCUUUGA
Messenger RNA from Dentiscutata erythropus, 972 nucleotides. The record is from the annotation of a GenBank genome assembly. Lineage: Eukaryota; Fungi; Glomeromycota; Glomeromycetes; Diversisporales; Gigasporaceae.